Mustela lutreola (European mink) is the source of this 8912-nucleotide messenger RNA. It is a transcript of the gene CD180, whose product is annotated as CD180 molecule. The transcript is spliced from 3 exons. Gene Ontology annotation, biological process: B cell proliferation involved in immune response; positive regulation of lipopolysaccharide-mediated signaling pathway; cellular response to lipopolysaccharide. NCBI's taxonomy places the organism in Eukaryota, Metazoa, Chordata, Mammalia, Carnivora, Mustelidae. The record is from RefSeq and is a predicted model, not a curated record. Gene Ontology annotation, molecular function: protein binding. Bases 1137 to 3197 code for a protein of 686 amino acids. Gene Ontology annotation, cellular component: extracellular matrix.
CCUAGCAAAAACUGAGCAAUCAACAGCAUUUCUUAUUCCCAUAUCACCCUUCUGAGCAUCUCUCUGCCUGCCGAAAUACUGAGGCCACUAUACUUGGAUACCAUUUCUCCGCUCCAGGCACUGGAUAAGCCCACCAAGCUGGGGUGGCCUCAUUCCAAUGAUGGCUCCCCAUGCCAGCUGCUUCUUACUGGCGGUGGUGUUUUCUAUGAGCUGUAAAACCAUCACCUCCUUGAAUCAGAUGUGCACUGAGGAAUCAAGGGCAGAAUUCAAAAUACUUGGCUCCCAUGGAACCUAGGAUGAGGCAAUCAUCUGAACUUAAAUGCAUGGCUGUUCCCCAGUGCUGGGGUCUGGUAUCAGUAGCUUGUGGUUCCAAAGAUCCAGAAAUGAGUCAUGCUUCAAAGUUGCAUAGUCUCAUGACCUACAGGCUAUGCCACCCUGCUAGUUUGUUUAAAUUGUGUCUUAAGAAAAAAAAAUUCUGAUGUAGUGUUCAGUGAUUCAUUAGUUGCAUAUAACACCCAGUGCUCAUCACACCAUGUGCCCUCCUUAAAUAUUAUGAAAAUUUCUGAGCAGAUACAGAAGUCGUUAGUUAUAAAGAAUGUCUGUGAGUAUAUAUCUAUAUUCAACAAUCAUCAUUAUUUUGCCUAUUGAUUUCACCUAACCAUUCCUCCCUUCCUUUUUUCCCUGAGUAUUCUAAAGGAAAUCCCCAACAUGAAGUCAUUUUACCCAGAAAUACUUCAAAAGGCUUCUCUAAAGAAUACGAACAUUGCACUUAUAAUCAAUAAAACUCACAAUUCCUUAAGAUCUUCUAAUAUGCUAUCCUCAAGUUUUUCUUGAUAGUCCAUAAAAUCUCUUUUCCUAAUGCUUUAUUUGAAUCAGAAAAGGUAGCAUAAAAUAUGCAACAUUCUACAUACCAUAUACAUGUACUACGUACCAUGUAGGAGCAUUCUGUACCUGGCUUUUUACACCUGACAGCAUACCUGGAUAUCACUCCAUGUCAGCAUGUGGGGGUUUUCCUCAUCCUGUCUUCAUCUGCAGAAGGUUCCAUCUUGUGAAUGUACUGUAUUUCAUUUAACAAGUCCUGUAUUGAUGAAUAAGUUGGUUAUUGCCUAUCUUUUGGUAUCACAAAAAUUACAAAAAUGACUAUAGCAAAUAAUCUUUUGCAUGAGCCACUUUGUGUCUUUGCAGAUAUUUAUUUGGUCAAGAUCACUAGAAGAGAGAUUGCUGUUCAAAGGAUAAAUGUAAUUUUGCUAGUCGAUCAAAUUACCAACUCUGUUAGGAAUUUACAUUGUUUCUCUCAUCAGAAAGAAGCCAACAGCACAUAUAACUGUGAAAAUUUAGGUCUCACGGGAGUUCCUGACACUCUACCAAAUACAACAGAAUUUUUGGAAUUUGGCUUUAAUUUCCUACCUACACUUGAAAAUACAACUUUCAGCAGACUUGUAGAUCUGAUCUUCUUGGACUUAACCAGGUGCCAGAUUAACUGGGUACAUGAAGAUACUUUUCAAAACCAUCAUCAAUUGAACACAAUUGUGCUGACUGGAAAUCCUCUGAUAUUCAUGGCAGAAACCUCUCUUAACGGACCCAUGUCACUGCAGCAUCUUUUCCUAAUCCAAACAGGAAUAUCCAAUCUCGAGUUUAUCCCAAGUCAGAAUCUGGAAAACUUGGAAAGCUUGUAUCUUGGAAGCAACCAUAUUUCCUCCAUUAAGUUCCCAGAAAACUUCCCAACCCAGAAUCUGAAAGUUCUGGAUUUUCAGAAUAAUGCUAUACACUACCUCUCCAGUGAAGACUUGCAUGCUCUGGAGAAGACCACCAACCUAAGCCUUAAUUUCAAUGGAAAUGACAUUAAAGGCAUUGAGGCUGGAGCUUUCCAUUCAAAAAUCUUCCAAAGUUUGAAUUUUGGAGGGACUCUUAACUUGUCUGUUGUAUUAAAAGGUCUACAGAACUCCUCUAUUCAGUCUCUCUGGCUGGGGUCAUAUGAGGACACGGAUGACCAAGACCUUACUUCAGCCAUGUUUGAUGGACUUUGUGAAAUGUCUGUUGAAAGCAUCAAUCUGCAGAAGCAAUAUAUCUCUGAUAUCUCAUCUACUACAUUUCGGUGCUUCACUCAACUCCAGGAAUUGGAUCUGACAGCAAAUCACUUAAAUGAGCUCCCCUCUGGGAUCAAGGGGAUGAAGGCUCUCAAGAAAUUAGUUCUCAAUGUAAACAUAUUUGACCAAUUGUGUCAAAUCAGUGCUGUCAGUUUUCCAUCCCUUCUAGACCUCUCUAUCAAAGGCAACAAGAAGAAACUUGACCUCGGUGUCGGCUGUUUGGAAAAACUAGAAAAUCUUCAGAAACUUGAUUUAAGCCACAGUGAUAUAGAGGCUUCUGACUGCUGCAAUAUUCAACUCAAAAACCUGUCCCACUUACAAUACCUAAACCUGAGCUACAAUGAGCCUCUUGGACUCCAGAGUCAGGCGUUCAAAGAAUGUCCUCGGCUAGAAGGUCUAGAUUUGGCAUUUACUCGCUGGUAUGUUAAGGGUCCACAAAGUCCUUUCCAAAACCUCCAUAUCCUACAGGUUCUGAAUCUUUCUCACUGUCUCCUGGAUACCAGCAAUCAGCAUCUUCUAACAGGUCUGGUGGAUCUCCGCCAUCUAAAUUUACAGGGGAAUCACUUUCAAGAUGGGAGUAUCUCAAAGACCAACCUACUUCAGACCUUGAGGAGCUUGGAGAUUCUUAUUUUAUCCUCCUGUGACCUCCUCUCCAUAGACAAGCAAGCAUUCCAGAGCCUUGGGAAAUUGAGUCACGUUGACUUAAGCUACAACAACCUGAUGGGCAAUAGUAUUGAUGCUCUUAGUCAUCUUCAGGGAAUCUACCUCAAUAUGGCCGCUAAUAACAUUCAUGUCAUCCCAUCUCAUCUCCUCCUCACCUUGUCCCAGCAGAGCACCAUUAAUUUAAGUCACAAUCCCCUGGACUGCACUUGUUCGAAUAUUCAUUUUAUAACAUGGUACAAAGAAAACCUACAGAAAUUUGAGGGCUCGGAGGACACCAAGUGUGCAAACCCUCCGUCUUUAAAGGGAGUUAAGCUGUCUGAUGUCAAACUGUCUUGUGGGAUUACGGCCAUGGGCAUUUUCUUUCUUGUAGUAUUUUUAUUCUUGAUUGCCCUUCUGCUCAUUUUUUCGGUUAAAUUCCUUCUGAGGUGGAAAUACCAGCACAUUUAAUGCUGAACGCUUCUAGAGAUGUCAAGUCAAUAUGUUUAUGAAAAUGCCUGAAGAAAGGGAAGAGUUGUCUGUUCCUUUUCAGCCUGGCAGACUUCUCGGACUGGUUCCUGUAGCUGGGCAGGGAUUCACUGUGCUUCUCUGAGUCCUAGAGCUAAUGAACCUUCCUGGAACUUAAACUGACUAGGGCUAGGGGGCCCAACAACAGCUGUGAGAGACCCAGAGCCAUUUCUUCACAUGGAAGGUGGUUGGAGGACCCUUGGCAGGGAAAGGCCAGGAGAGGAAUGCACAGGAAGCCAUCUCCCUUCUGGUUGUGGAUACCCCUUGAAGCAGCUCCUACCAUGACUUUAAGAGGAAAUCAACUCCUCCAACUAGGCAGUGUGGACAGAGUUUGGCAGCCCAAACUCUGUCUCCCACAGCUUGGACAUCAUGCUUGGCUCUGAAUCCUCAGUAAGGCAUAUUUACUUGAAAAAUGUGUUGAGGAUAAAGUCUCAAAGCUUAUUUUAAAUGGAAAAGGGGAUACACAGCGAAUUUAAAAGAAGAGGCCGAGAAAUGAAUCUGACCUAAAAUCAACCUCACUGAUCUCUUUAAUCCUUGGGUCUCUAAGCCUUCUACAAAGCAGCUAGGGUGUAAAUAGCUACCAAAAAAAAAAAAAUCACCCCCACUAGCCCCCCGGCUCCCAACGUCUAGGAGUUUUGCUCCAUUGGCCACCCUCUCUUCAGAAUCCCAGAAGCUCCUUCUACCUAUCUGGGGCACUUGCUCUUAUGUUAUAAAUCCUACCUUACACAUGGGCUGUGGUCCAAAUGAUCUUCUCAUUUGGAUGUCUGGUCCUUAGAAGCUUCUUUCCCACAGGAGCUAUGAAAUAAAUAGUGCUUCGGUUGCCAGGCCAGCUCUCAACACUCUAUUUACCUGGGACAGCAAUCAAUAUAGCACAUUCACAUUGAAAACUGGUGGAAAAAAGCAUAGUUGUAAGCUAGCCUUCCAGAACAAUAAGCUGGCUUACUGAGGUCCCAGUGAGGGUGGGGGUGUCGGCAAUGGUUAUACCAGUGGAAAAGAGAGGACAAGACUGUUGAAUGUCAAGAGGGAGAGAGGACAGGGAAGAGGAAAGUGUUUUGACUUGAGCCUUACAAGGUACAAAGGGUCAUUCUCAUGUACGGCUUGAUCUUCUGUAGUCUUCCUGGUAGACAAGAGCUGGAACAUGUUGCCCUUAGAUGUUACAUUUAUAUGGUCUUAAGUUCUGUAACUAAUUUUAGGCUAGAGAUGGUAACAUAGAGUUAUGAAAAUCUGAUUGGUUAUCAAAAUAACAUUGAUUAACGUUCAUAUCCAAUGGGAAUUGAUUAGCCCUUCAGAUGAGGGCAUAAGAGUGUAUCACAGUAACAAAGUAGAAACUUGGGGAGCAAGCUCUCUUUACCUCUGUAUCCCUGAGAACCGCAGGAAAGACAGGAAAUGCUGACAAAAUGCCAUAGACCUCUACUGCAAAUGCUCUGUUAGCCUUGGGGCUUUUUUUUUUUUUUUUUUUUUUUUUUUUUUUUUUUUUUUGUGCAGUCCUGCAUGGGAGGCCCAGGUUUUUCAGAAGUUCUCCUGGGUGCAAAACUUAAGGGGGAAACCAAAAAAUUCAGUAAGCAAGACAAAAACAUUUUAAUGCAGUAUUUUAAAAACUUUAAUGACAGAAAUACAUGGUAAAUAAAAUAUAAACAUUUAAAAAAACAGGAUCCAUAAUAAUAGUCCCAUGCUGAACUAUAUUAGAGCCUGAGGCAAAAGGAAAAAUCUAAACCUGACUUUGUUCAAAAUUUUGAUAUUUUGCAUUAGUUUUUUAAUUUAAUGUUGCAUAAAAUAUUAUCUUCAUUACUGAGUUCUUUGGUGCUCCCUUAAAUUUAGCACCCAGGGUGGGUGUCUCACUGUCAUUACCCCGUUGCCACCCUGAGGAAUGUUAGGAAGUAGGGAUUCCCAACUAAUUCCCAGGCCACAGUUCACCUAGGGGUCUAUGAGUGGGCAUAUGCUAUCUCAGUUUUACUCAGAAGUAUCUGUCCAUUUCCCCUCACUUUCUGGAAGUAGCCCAAAGUGUCCAAGAACUUACACCUUGUUCCCCAUCCUCAGGUAACUUCCAACUCUUGGACUCCCAGGCAUCCUUCCUUCAAAGCCAAGAGAGGGGGCAGAGAUGAAUGGGUACCUUAUUCCCCUGAGCUCUAGGGAACCUUGACCUGACCAGCGAGGGCAGGCUGAGUACCACUCUGCUGAUGAAAUGAAAUAUCACACAAUUAGCUGGUUUAAUGAUCUCAAAUAUCAGCGUUUGGGAAAACAGAUGCCUGAAAAGGAAGCUUUCCUGAACUUUCCUGAGGGAACAUUGGAGAUGUUGUCAUUUACAUGUGUGUGUGGAAAGAGAAAGGAAGGGCUGGAAAUAUGAGGAGACUGGGCCUCACCUGUCAUCUACCUUUCUUCCCUGGCUAGGAUGGUGGGGCACCAUUCUUAGAAGACCAGUUCGAGCCACCGUGGUUUGGUAUUGAUUGGCCUUGAGUAUGGCAGUGACCAAGGCCUUUUUACACUGAGUUGUGGGCUCAGGAGGGACUUGAUACAAAAGUGGAUGGGGCUGCCUUGGCCAGGAUCUGUCAGUGUGCAGAGUGGGGGCUAUUCUGGGCGGCUUCCUAACAGCUGCUACAGGAAAGUCUCCUCAUUCUGGGGACCUAGAAGCAAGGUUAGUUUAAGAGUUCAGGCUACCAACCUUCUCAAGUCGAGAGAGAGCACCCCUGCCGACUCCAGCAGCCCAUGUGGCCCACUGUCGUGCUGGAGCCACGACUUAACUUUGACAAGUCAAGCGGGAAGGGAGCAGAACACACAGUCAAUUUGUUUCAUUGAUGGUGUUCAUUUGCUUGUAGCAAAUUAGCUGAUCAGCUCUGGAAGCUCUGGGAGAUUUCCCUGGUAGUCACGGUGAAGAUGCAAACACCCUGCUCCCUGUUUCCUCCCUCUCUCCCUUCUCUCUUUCUCUUUCCUUUUUCUUUCCUUGGGGUUCCUUACCUUCUUUCCUGCUCUCCUCCCCUCACUUUGCUUCCUUCCUUCUUUGCUGGUUUCAUGCUUUCCUUCCUCCCUUCAUCCAUAACAGAGUAUGGAAGUCCAGGCUCUCUGAAUCCAGUCUAAGACAGAACCAAGCCACUGAGUUCCCUGUGCAUUCUAGCAAAUUCAGGUUCUCCAGGAUUUAAGCUGAAGACACAAAAUGUUAACUACUGACUUACCACUCCGUAGCCACACUGUCCUCCACAGUAGUUCAUGUGGAAGAACAAAAACAUAAUAUUCUGUUCGGGAUAUCCGUGAUGCACAUGGCAUCACAUGAAAGACAGUGGGGUCCUAAGGCCCAGCAAAAUGUAAUUGCCCAUCUUGCUUUCAUCUAAAUCAGGCACGCGCCCCUUCCGUGUCAUGCAACUUGCUAUUCCAUAACCGCACGCUGAUCUAAGGCUUUGUGACAGUUCCUCUGUUUUAAGCAACAGUAAAUUCACCCUGCAAAGUCAGAAAGGGAGCUUUUUUUGAUAGCUGCUGUCAAUUUUAUUGCUUUAUCCUGGUUACUAGGAUAGAAUCUGAAGACAUGGUGUGUUUAUUGGUUUUAUGUAUCGCAUGUUGUUACCGCUCUGACAAGCUACUCCUAUAAAAAUGUGUUAUUAUUGCAUGUUGUAGCUCAGUGAGCUGACCCUGCAUUUCAAAGUGUACUGAAGCAAAUAGCAUUGAAGUCCAUAAAAGCUGACUGGCCUCCAUCACAGAGGACUCUUUGUGUGAGCUGCAACUCCCACCGUCUGGUGGCAAAUUAUACCUUUCCCGUGAGCCAGGGGCCAUCAUUGCUAACCAAACACAGCACAGACCCAAACACAGGCGGUAUCUGUAGAAUUCCCAGGCAGGAAACUCUCAUCUCAUUCCUACUCAGCCAAUUCCUCACUAAGUAUCAUUUGCAGUUUUGAACUUUACAAAGUAUGAGAUAAAUGGCUUUUAAAUAUUUUUUGUAUAAGAUGCAAAUGGGGCAGCUGCCAUGGUUUUCUCGCUUGAAUGCUGAAGAAAAAGUUAGCUUGAGACAUAGCAAGAAGGAAUGUUAUGAGUUCUAAGCAAGUCACAGCUGGGGAUCCUGGGUGUUUAACCAGAAUCAAUUGCCUCGAAAGUUAAGAGUUAGAAUGUUUCAUAGGGAGAAGGUGAGGUUAGCUUGAAGGCUUCAAAGAAUGGACCAGCCAGGUGUGGCUCCCAGAUACUGGUUUAUGGCCAGAAUCAUCUGGGGGAUUACUUACCAAACAAAUUCCUCUGCCUAACCCCUAGAUGUUGGAAUUGUGCUAGACUGGGUUUGGCUCUAGUCUCUAAGCCAAAUGAUUUCACGCAUGCAAAAUAUCCUUCCCUAAUCUUACAUUCAUCAAUAUAGAGCUGAGUCACAUGUUAGGCUCCAUGAAUCAAAUGAAUUGAAGAACUGCUCAAUGUUCAAUAAUGGGAAUAAGGGACUAAGGAGCCUUCAAACCCAAGAGCGAGACAUCCCAGGGCAUGCAGCCUAUUAUUCUCUUGCUACAAUUGCCAGGCCACAAGACUCUGUUGCUAAACUCUGGUGCUCCCCUUACGACCCUCCACCCGCACUCCCAUUCCAUCCCUUCUACUUACAGUAUGACAUCAUUUAUUGAAUAAUGCUGGUCUUGAGAAAAGAAAGAACUAAUCUACGGAUUAUUUUAAAAAGUCAUUACUGUUCAUGAAAAAUUAAACAGGGAAUUUCACUGAACUCUCAUCUCCCCAAGUUGAGAUAUUCUCUAAGCAUGUGACUGUUCAAGACAAGGCAUUAGAUCCCACAAAAGUUGGCAGAGGACAAGGGCCACCUUGGGUCUCCCUUUUUAGCUUUCUCUGAUCUUUGGAAACAACCUAAAUAUUCAAUAAUAGAUAAAUGACUUAAUAAGUCAGAUGAUGUGAACAAACUGGGAGAUGUUCUACAUUCUUGGGUGGGAUAGGAACAUUGGAAACUUGUUGGUAUGACUAGGAGUUGGAGGAAUACAACUUAAAAGGAGAUAAAGGUUUAUAUCUAUUAGUCAAGCAAAAAGAAAGAGCUGAAUAAUAGCAUCGGUAGGGAUGUGGGGUUAUAGGGACUAUGUGCAUGCUUAUGGACAUAGAUGGGUGAAGCCAUUCAAGAACCUUGUGACAACAAUUAGUCAAGUUAAAUAUGUGACCCACACGUUCUGUGAGGGUGUAUUUCCCAAGAAAAUCUCACAUUUCCACAAUAUUUAGUGUGGCAUUAUUUAUGGAGGAGGAUCUUCAAAGCAGUGUGAGUGUUCAUUACCAGGAGAAUGGGUAGGUACAUGUGGAAGAUUCCCACCAUGGGUAUUAUACAGUCAUCGGGAACAGUGGGUUAUAUAUAGCUAUGGCUGUGUAUUGGAACAUUAAACACACCGUGUCAGAGGAGGUCAUCCAUAGGACAUGACUACUGGUUGACCCAUGAGUUGGACCUGCACCAUCAGAGGCUACACACGCCCUCCCAUUCUUGGAAUGGACAUUCUACCCCCAUUCCCACAAUGCGAGCUGUUUGAAGGAGCAGUCUGCAGGGAGCCACGUGCUGUUGAUCUGGAUGGUACAUGUACCUGAACCCUAUUAAGAGGUCUGUAUAAACUUGAAAGAUUCUGGCACAUGGAUGCAGAGAUCUACCUGUCUGUGGUCACCCAACACAAGCCUCAUAUGCAAGUUUCCUUGUUUAUUAAACCUGCCACCUACCAACCUGGA